Trematosphaeria pertusa is the source of this 503-nucleotide messenger RNA. RefSeq lists its product as uncharacterized. The transcript is spliced from 2 exons. The record is from RefSeq and is a predicted model, not a curated record. NCBI's taxonomy places the organism in Eukaryota, Fungi, Ascomycota, Dothideomycetes, Pleosporales, Trematosphaeriaceae. The coding region runs from base 21 to 503 and encodes 160 amino acids.
UGCAGGUGGAAUAUAUUCAGAUGCUUGAAGGAGAACUCUAUGUUGACGUGGGAGACAAACGAAUUCGGCUCACACCUUCUGAUGGUGAGCUGGAGAUUCCCGCUUGGCACAGAAAUCGGGUAAUUCCACUGCCCCCCUCCGAGGACCGCAAAUACACAAAGUUUUUGCUCAGUGGACCCGGAACUGAUGGACCGUACAUGCUGGAUGCGAUAUUCUAUGAGAAUUACUACAGAUACAUGGAUCAAGCAUUGUCCCCAGGCGGUGAGGGGAUCAGCGUCGUCCAAGUGCUCUGCAUGUUCGACCGUGGUGGCUCAUGUCUCGCAUUGCCGAAGUUCAUACCAUUCAGCAUGACCCUAUCCAAGGCAAUGACCGUUGUCAUCGGUCGCUGGUUGGGAGGUAUUCUUGGCUAUCAGCCAUACUACAAGGAGUGGAGUACCGAUUGGGAGACGGCGAAGCAGCGAAUGAGUACAUCAGUCGUUCAGAAACGCUUCGCGCGUGAAUAG